Neopelma chrysocephalum (saffron-crested tyrant-manakin) is the source of this 1413-nucleotide messenger RNA. Its product is annotated as dimethylaniline monooxygenase [N-oxide-forming] 5-like. NCBI's taxonomy places the organism in Eukaryota, Metazoa, Chordata, Aves, Passeriformes, Pipridae. The annotation marks the transcript as partial. The record is from RefSeq and is a predicted model, not a curated record. Gene Ontology annotation, molecular function: flavin adenine dinucleotide binding; N,N-dimethylaniline monooxygenase activity; NADP binding. The transcript is spliced from 6 exons.
GACGCCGUGCUGGUGUGCAGCGGGCACCACACCGAUGCACAUCUCCCACUGAACACCUUCCCAGGAAUCGAGAAGUUCAACGGCCGCUACCUCCACAGCCGAGACUACAAGGACCCUCAGGAUUUCAGGGACAAGAGGGUCGUUGUUAUCGGGAUUGGGAAUUCAGGGUCAGACCUGGCUGUGGAGAUCAGCCAAACGGCCAAGCAGGUCUUCCUCAGCACCCGCCGGGGUGCAUGGAUCCUCAACCGCGUUGGAGAUCAGGGCUACCCCAUCGACACCAUCUUAACCACCCGCAUGAAGGUAUUCCUGCAGGAGCUGCUCAGCCCGUCCCUGGCGUGUGACUACAUGGAGAAUAAGCUGAACGCCAGGUUUGACCACACGCGUUAUGGCCUGAAGCCAAAGCACAGGGUCCUUCACCAGCAUCCAACCAUCAACGAUGACCUGCCCAACCGCAUCAUUUCAGGCAGGGUGCGGGUGAAGCCGAAUAUCCAGGAGUUCACAGAGACAUCUGCCAUCUUCGAGGAUGGCACCAGGGAAGACAUCGACGUUGUAGUUUUUGCCACAGGAUACAGCUUCUCCUUCCCAUUCCUUGAGGGCUUUGUGAAGGUGGUGCAGAACCAGAUCCCCCUCUACAAAUUCAUGUUCCCCCCUGACCUGGAGAAGCCAACGCUGGCUUUCAUCGGCUUCAUCCAGCCCCUGGGUGCCAUCAUGCCCAUCUCCGAGCUCCAGUGUCGCUGGGCCACUCGCGUCUUCAAGGGUCUGAACGAGCUGCCCCCGCGGCACGACAUGGAGGCUGACAUCAAACAGAAGAAAGAAGCGAUGGCAAAGCGGUACGUGAAGAGCCAGCGGCACACCAUCCAGGUGGAUUACAUCCCCUACAUGGACGAGCUCGCCUGCCAGCUGGGGGUCAAGCCCAACCUGCUCACCCUCUUCCUCACGGACCCCAAGCUGGCUCUGGAGGUGGCCUUCGGUCCCUGCACGCCGUACCAGUACCGGCUGCGGGGCCCGGGUGCGUGGCCGGGUGCCAGGGAGGCCAUCCUGACCCAGCAGCAGCGCAUCUUCAAGCCCCUGCAGACACGGCACGUGGAGGAACGUCCCUCAGCCCUCGCUAUGCCCCUCAUCUUCAAGGUGGUCGGGGCCAUGGCCAUCCUCGCUGCUGUUUUUGCUUACUUUUAGGUGCCCUGCAAGCAUGGGAGGGGAGGGUUUGCAAUGUGCCAAGGGGCUGGCCGGCCACCCCUGCCCCAUAGCAGUCUGUGCACCCCAGUGCUGGCAGAAACCCCUGCCUAGCACGGCCCCAUUGUGACCACACCAUGAGCUCGGGAUGCACAGAAUCUCCCCAGCUGCCAAAAUAAAGCUUGGACCCCUGUGCUGUGCCUCUCCCUGUGGAGCUGCUGUCAGGGACAGAGAAAGAAA